Molecule: messenger RNA, 1458 nt
Organism: Striga asiatica
Lineage: Eukaryota; Viridiplantae; Streptophyta; Magnoliopsida; Lamiales; Orobanchaceae
Source: the annotation of a GenBank genome assembly
CUAAAUCUGAAUUACAAGCGCAACGUACAACUCUCACUUGGCGUUACAGCGUUACUCAGACCAGACCAGAAGGAGGGUUUUAACUUUUAACCGAAUCAAAACCCUCGGAGAGCGAGAGUGGGAAAAGGAACUCGAAAAUGGAAGGCGUUUCGUACCAGAGGUUCCCGAAGAUCAAAAUCCGGACAGUAAGGGACGACUUCAUGAAGUUCGAGCUGCGCGACACUGACGCCAGUAUCGCCAACGCACUCCGCCGCGUCAUGAUCGCCGAAGUCCCCACAAUCGCCAUCGAUCUGGUUGAGAUCGAGGUGAACUCCUCGGUCCUCAACGACGAGUUCAUUGCCCACCGCCUGGGUCUGAUUCCCCUCACCAGCGAGCGCGCAAUGGCCAUGCGCUUCUCGCGCGACUGUGACGCCUGCGACGGAGACGGCCAGUGCGAGUACUGCUCCGUCGAGUUCCAUCUGCGCGCCAAGUGCAUCAACGACCAGACGCUCGAUGUUACCUCCAAGGACCUUUACAGCUCCGACCACACUGUUGUUCCAGUUGAUUUCUCCGACUCGUCCGGGGUUGAUAACACGGAGAAUAGGGGUAUCAUCAUUGUGAAGCUACGCCGUGGUCAGGAGCUGAACUUACGAGCCAUAGCUCGGAAAGGAAUUGGCAAAGAUCAUGCAAAAUGGUCGCCUGCUGCGACUGUCACUUUCAUGUACGAACCUGAGAUUUACAUCAAUGAAGAACUGAUGGAGACGUUAACACUUGAGGAGAAGAAGGAAUUUAUUGAAAGCAGCCCCACUAAAGUGUUUGAGAUUAAUCCCAAUACCCAACAGGUUUAUGUUCAUGAUGCCGAGGCAUAUACAUAUGACGAUGAGGUGCUGAAGAAAGCUGAUGCCAUGGGAAAACCAGGUCUUGUUGAAAUCCAAGCCAAGGAAGAUAGCUUCAUUUUCACAGUCGAGACAACUGGUGCAAUCAAGGCAUCUCAAUUGUUGAUCAAUGCCAUAGAGGUUUUGAAGCAGAAAUUGGAUGCAGUUCGUUUGUCGGCUGACACUGUUGAAGCUGAUGAGCAGUUUGGGGAGUUGGGAGCUCAUAUGCGUGGCGGCUGAUUUUUGUGUUUGGCAAGUUUUCUCAUGCAUGUGAUGUUUUGUACGUUCACUCUUGUUAACUUAGUAUGAAAAUUGAUCUUAAGUUGUGUAAAUUAUUCUGGGAUUGCUGGAGUGUAGGAGGAUGACAUGUUUUGAUGGUUAUGAAACAGGUGAUGGUUGAACCUGGGCUUUAAGCAGUUGAAAUGUUGCAUCAAUUUUUAUUUUUAUUUUUUAGUGUUUUUGUCCCACUGAAUAUGAUUGUAUGUUGUUGUGGGUGGAAUUUAGGUCGUGCUGAGAAAUUGUAAUGAGUGUGUGAUCAAAUUACAACAUAGGGUAAAUUGCAAUGUAAUCUUAUUUUGCAAAGUCAGGACUUUUUCUCUGUGAU